Molecule: messenger RNA, 3209 nt
Organism: Culex pipiens pallens (northern house mosquito)
Lineage: Eukaryota; Metazoa; Arthropoda; Insecta; Diptera; Culicidae
Product: protein hairy-like
Exons: 3
Coding region: 454-1491 (345 amino acids)
Biological process (GO): regulation of transcription by RNA polymerase II; regulation of neurogenesis; anterior/posterior pattern specification
Cellular component (GO): nucleus
Molecular function (GO): DNA-binding transcription factor activity, RNA polymerase II-specific; protein dimerization activity; RNA polymerase II cis-regulatory region sequence-specific DNA binding
Source: RefSeq, a predicted model, not a curated record
GAAUCAGAAUCGUUUCAACACUCGACAGAGCAACACACAUAGUUCGGCUCUCGGGAAACAGCAGCAAGUUUCAGCUUUUGCUUUCGUUUCGGGACUUUGAGAAUCUUUGACUUGCAGUAGCAGCUCAUUUCAGUCGCGACCGGCGAACGGAACGGAACGUGAGAGAGAGCGUUUGAGUUUUCGGGGGAAGUGAGAAUUUCGGAAUUACGAAGAAGUGCGUGACAGAACAACGGAACAAGUGAGAACCCACUUUGAGCACAGGAUAAGCCAAGUGGUGACAAACAGUGCCUUUCGUGGGGGAACAGCAACAAGUUACAGAACGUGUGACACGAUCUUUAUGGAUCGUAGUGAAGUUUGAACAGCAAACGCAACAACAGUGUACAAGAACAAGCAAUCAGUGAAUCAGCAAUUGUGGAUACCUUAGCAGCAAACCGUUUCAACUACAGCAACACAAUGGUUACCGGAAUUGGAACCGCAGCCCAGCAGGUUGGCACCAUGCCGACCACCUCGCAGAUGCCCCCGGCCGAACAGCCGGUCAAGCGAGCAUCCGACAAUCGCAGAAGUAACAAACCAAUCAUGGAAAAACGUCGCCGUGCUCGGAUCAACAACUGCCUGAACGAUCUGAAGACCCUGAUCCUGGAUGCCAUGAAGAAAGACCCAGCUCGUCACUCAAAGCUUGAGAAGGCAGACAUUCUGGAGAUGACGGUGAAGCACUUGGAGAAUCUGCAGCGCCAACAAACAGCCAUGUCCCAGGCGACCGAUCCGAACGUGAUGAACAAGUUCAAAGCUGGCUUCAGCGAGUGCGCCCAGGAGGUCAACCGGUUCCCGGACAUCGAUCCGGUGACCCGGCGCCGACUCCUCGCACAUCUGAGCAACUGCAUCAACGGUGUAAAGAACGAGAUGCCCAAGCCUCGCCAGUCUGCGGUGCAAGUUCACAUCCUGCCUUCGCCGCCAAGCUCGCCCGAACAGGACCACAACUCGCAGGUUCCUCACCCCGCCCAGAUCAACGCCAUCCAGACCGGCAACGGAGGAAUCUUCUUCACCAACAACGUCGGCUCCAGCGUUCACCUGAUCCCGACGAAGCUUCCGAACGGUAGCAUUGCGUACGUGCUUCCAGCCGCUUCCGCCCCAGUCCCAAUGCUGGUGCCAAUCCCAAGCCGUACCGCCUCUACCGGAUCUGCAUCGUCCAGCCAUUCGUCGGCUUCCAGCUACGACCGCGUUCCACGGGAGCACGCCACCUCGCCAUACUACGCCCCUCCCAGCCCGGCCAACUCCAACUACGAGCCCAUGGACUGUCAGUCCUCGGUUUCGUCUCAGGACCAAUCUCAGCAACAGCAGUACCUCCACCCCCAACGCUUCCAGCAGACCCCUUCCCAAGCCCCACGAUCCUACAGCCCGGACAGCCCACUGUCCCUGGUCGUGAAGAAGGAGCAGAACCUCAGCGCUCAGGACAAGCCAGCCUCGCCUGCCGCUGCGUGGCGACCGUGGUAAAACGUCAUCUUUCGUUCCCGCACCAAAGCGAGUCAUGAAACAAUUAGUACCUUCAACCACCAGUUCGCAAAGUGUCUGUGUGUAAAAGUGUAACCGAGUGAGAGCGCGCGCGCGCGCCGGAAGUGUCUACCAAACCGAUCCGAAGCGGUUGUAGCGCCUACUUUGUAAAUCACGAAAUAGUUUGCAUAGCGCGCCAACGGCAACAAAGUAGGCGAACGUCAAAGGGUCACACGAGUCAACAAUCGUUCGGUUGUUUUCCCACACUCAUUAGUAGGCGACGACGACAGCGCGCAGCGCUUCGGCUAAGCCGAACGCGCGCUAGAAGAGCACGGCGGAAGAAAGUGUUAACGUGAGAGUGAGCGAGAGGGCGAGCGCACGAGCAACAAACUUGUCAAGUAUCGCGCUCUCCCGUGGCAACAAAGUGUGUGAUUGAGAAGAAGAAGACCGACGGCGGCACGAGGCAAAAUGUAUUUUUAACGCCCAAGAGAGAAUACAGUUUUUAUCACUUUGCACGCGCGAAACAAAGUAAGCGGUGUACGUGUGAGUGUGUCACUUCCUCUCGCGCGCGCAUAGUUGUCCACGGCCUACUGAGGAGGCAGCACACGCGCCGUGUGUGUUUGUCCUUCCCGUUUGACGUUCGACCUUGAGCAUCUUCUCCGGAGCAAGGUGAUGCGCCGCGCCACACUAGUCAUACAAAACUGUGCGCGGCUAGAGCACAACGAACACGCACACACACACAUGCAGAUAUUGGUGGUGACAAAAGAAAAUGAUACAAUACACGCGCUACUGCUGCUGCUACUUCCUGGAGAAGUCAGAGGAGGAAUAAUAGAGUGAGAGAAGGAGAGCGGUGUCAUUAGCUGUGAAUAAUCGUUAAGGUCCAAAAAAACGUGAUAACAAGCACUACAAAAGAGAGAAAGGAGUUCAAAACUUUAGCAAAUUAAUAUAUUAUAUUCUAGUAUCUAGAGAGAUCCUACACAACUACUGGUAGCACAAGCUUUCAACCCCUAACCUCUAGGCUCACACGAACAAUCAUGUGAUUAGCCCCUUAAAUCGUCAUUUAAGAUCGCCUUAAUCCAUCAUUCGUUCCAACCUUGUGUUUUUCAUCUUGUUCUUAAUUUUUGUAUCUCGAGACAAAAACUAGUGCAAAAUUCUUUGUAAAUAUCCAUCCCAUUUUUUUCUUCUUUAAGUUCAACCUUUUGUUGUAGAACAGCGCGACAGUAAUCACGACAGUCUUCCAUUAAGAUUAAACAAAAAACCAAGCAAUCAUUAGAAACCAUGGUUACACCUAGCAUUAAAAGUCGCCAGUCAAAGCAAUUCGGUAUCGUUUUUCCUAUUGGAUCAAUUCUUUUUGGUGUGUAUAAAUUAAUUUAAACCCCCGUCUCUAAUUUAUCGGCUCUUCCGCUAUUUUUAAUUCUUUUUAUGUUUGGCAUGAUUUCUUUAGCGUGUAAGCGUUAGCGUGUAGGACAAACCACUUGGUAGGCAUUAUUAUUUAUAGACAGAGAGAAAUACCCAAGAUUUGAAGCAAUUGUUUUACAUCAAUAGUUGCGAUAGUAAGCAAUCCGAGUAGGCCAGAGAUAGCAUGGCAUAGGCAAGGCCCUUCGAGGUUUGCCCCCAGUGGGGGUGGCUGCAUUGUAUUAUAUUGGAAAACACUAUUUUAUAAAGAUCCAGAGAGCGAAAGCUUUACAAAUGAAAAAUAUAAAAUAUUUUACAAAUGAAAA